CCUCUCCUGAUCUCUUCGGAGUUUAUAAAUUCUUUGUGUGUUUCAACAAAGACAUGACUCAAUCAUUUUCCCCAUUAGACAUAAAAUUUACUGUGAGGAGGCGUGAACCUGAGCUGAUACCUCCGGCAAAGCCUACCCCUCAUGAAGUAAAGCGACUCUCUGAUAUUGAUGACCAAGAUGGUCUACGAUUUCAAAUUCCUAUAAUACACUUCUAUUCUCAACAGCCUUCCAUGGUAGGAAAGGACCCUGCUCAAGUUAUCAAAAUGGCACUCUCUCAAACCCUAGUAUUUUACUAUCCAUUUGCAGGUCGACUUAGAGAAGGUCUUGAUCGUAAACUUCUGGUUGAUUGUAAUGAAGAAGGAGUUUUAUUCAUUGAAGCUGAUGCUGAUGUUUCUCUUUCCCAAUUUGGUGACACUCUUCAACCUCCAUUCCCUUCCUUUGAAGAGCUUCUUCAUAAUGUUCCUGGUUCAGAUGGAAUUACUAAAUCUCCCCUUUUACUCAUACAGGUUACACGUCUCAAGUGUGGUGGUUUUAUUCUCGCUAUUCGCGUAAAUCACACGAUGACUGAUGGUCCUGGUAUUAUUCUAUUCUUGAAGGCCUUAGCUGAGAUUGCACGAGGUGCUUGUGAGCCUUCAAUUCCUCCAGCUUGGUGUAGAGAGUUACUAAAUGCAAGGGACCCACCUUGUAUUACAUGCACCCACAAUGAAUACGUUGAAGUGCUUGAUAAUGAUGAAACAAUAAGUGAUGAAACCAUGGUCCACCAUUCUUUCUUCUUUGGACCCAGCAAGUUAAAAGCCAUUCAUCAAUUGUUUCCACAUCACCAAGGUCGUCACCACUCAACAUUUGAGGUUCUCACAGCAUUCAUGUGGCGUUGCCGCACCAUAGCGUUAGAGCUUGAACCAGAUAAGGAGGUUCGGUUUAUGUGCAUUAACAAUGUAAGAGGUAAGUCAAAUCCUCCAUUAUUGCCACCUGGAUAUUAUGGCAAUGCCUUUGCGUUCCCAGCCGUCGUCACCACUGCCGGGAAGCUCUGUAGAAACUCAUUUGGGUAUGCACUAGAACUAGUCAAGAAAUCUAAAGCUGUGACAACGACAGAGUAUAUACAAUCUGUAGCAGAUCUUAUGGUGAUUAGAGGACGACCUUGCUUUGCUACCUCAAGGUCUUGGAUUGUUUCAGAUUUAACACGUGCUGGGUUUAAGGACAUAGAUUUUGGUUGGGGUAAGGCAAUAUAUGCUGGAACAGCAAUGGCUGGUGGUGGAGACUUCUAUGGUAUAAGCUUCUUUGUUUCACAUAAGAAUGCAAAAGGAGAGGAAGGCAUUGUAGUGCCAAUUCUCUUGCCACGCAAAGCUAUGAUGAUACUUAUCAAAGAAUUAGAGGACUUGUUAAUUAGCAGACUGUAAUUAAGGAGAAGACUAUGCUAUCUGCUUUACUUAGAAUUAAGGGGGUGGGUUCUCUCCUGGUGAGUUCCCUCAUGUCCCCUCCUGGCCUCAUAAUGUGGAGGCGGGUCCCUAGUUCUAGAAUAUAAGAAGAGUCGAUCACUUUAUAUUUAUGUACUUGCGUACGAAUUGAUUGUUGGAAGUGCUGUUC
This is a messenger RNA of Prosopis cineraria, 1584 nucleotides long. Its product is annotated as benzyl alcohol O-benzoyltransferase-like. Gene Ontology annotation, molecular function: acyltransferase activity, transferring groups other than amino-acyl groups. NCBI's taxonomy places the organism in Eukaryota, Viridiplantae, Streptophyta, Magnoliopsida, Fabales, Fabaceae. The record is from RefSeq and is a predicted model, not a curated record. The transcript has 2 exons. The coding region runs from base 54 to 1397 and encodes 447 amino acids.